Schistosoma curassoni is the source of this 321-nucleotide messenger RNA. The record is from the annotation of a GenBank genome assembly. NCBI's taxonomy places the organism in Eukaryota, Metazoa, Platyhelminthes, Trematoda, Strigeidida, Schistosomatidae.
AUGUUUUUAAAUCUUACCCACUUUGAUUUAAGGGACCAGGAAUUAUCACUAGCUCUAAUUUCGAAAAUGUGUUUAAAUACCAGAUAUAUUGACCUAGUGAAUCACUACAAUGCAUUGUCUUAUGAUUCUCCAGUGUUUGCCAAUCUAGUUUUUUGGCGUUGUCAACAGUUAUGUCAUGUGAAAUAUAGAUGUGCACUAUGGGGUGAACAUCAACAAGUUUUAAAUUCACCUCGUAUUGUUUUAAAUCAGUUGUAUUUGUCAAGCUUUUCUCUUUUAAUUCUACUGAAUCAACCAAUGAAAAUAAAAGAAAAAUAUGUUUAA